AUGACUGCUCAUCAGGGUUUUGUCUAUAUGAAUGAUGAAAUCAUUGACGAUGAAUUCAAAUGUUUGAUUUGCAAUGAACCGUUUGAACAAGCAACGUGUACACCUUGUGAUCAUACGUUUUGUCGAUUGUGUAUCGAACAAUGGUUACGAAAGUGUGCUGAUGAAAACCAAACAUGCCCGAUAUGUCGUCGUUCAUUAUCGAUAGAUCAAGAUUUGAAGCCAGCCAGUCGUAUUAUUUCAAAUCGAAUUGACCGAUAUCUAGUCAAAUGUUUGGAAUGUAAAAUUGAAAAAAUUCCGCGUGGUUCAUUUUCUGAUCAUCUAUCAAAAACAUGUACACAAGCAAAUGUUUCCUGUUUAGCAUCUGAUAUUUUAUGCAAUUGGACAGGACCAAGAUAUCAACUAAAUGAUCAUUUAAAAGCGUGUCCCUUUCAACAAAUACGUCCUAUUCUAGAACUCAUUCACACUAAAAACAAUCGACUCGAACAAAUAAUUACUGAACAACAGCAACAGAUCAAAAAUAUCGAUGAACGAUACCAUACACAGCAAGUUCAAAUUGAUGAAUUAACUAAAAUUAUUGAAGUUUUAAAAGCGUGGAAAGACCCAAAAAUAAAGAGAACAAUCAACUUCGACGAUUUAGGUGAACAAGACGAUGAACUAGAAUGUUAUGGCCAGAUUCCCUUAAAUUAUGCUGGUUUUACAUGGAACAAUGGUGCUUUUAUGCCUCAACAACAUGGGAAAAGUUCAUAUCCAAAUACUGGUUUUGCAACUGCUUUUAAACAAAAUCAAAAAUGUGUCAUAUUCAAUUUUGGAUGUCGAUCAAUUAAAUUACACGAUUCUCGAAACACAUUUUGUAUUUUAUCCUUUGAAGCAACGUGUGCUUUUCAAGAUGAAGUUAUUUUAACAGUCACUGGUCGACGUGCUGGGAAGACAAUGCAAACAAUGAUCUUCACACUUCGUUACCACGAACUAAAAAUCUUUGAUCUGAACUGGGACAAUAUUGAUGAACUUGAAUUCUCACCUAAGGGCGGAAAACAACUUGCAACAUCUACAGACACUGAUAGACAUGUCAUUUUGACAACUCUAAAUUUUAAUUGA
Messenger RNA from Rotaria socialis, 1095 nucleotides. NCBI's taxonomy places the organism in Eukaryota, Metazoa, Rotifera, Eurotatoria, Philodinida, Philodinidae. The record is from the annotation of a GenBank genome assembly.